Megalopta genalis is the source of this 648-nucleotide messenger RNA. RefSeq lists its product as uncharacterized. Gene Ontology annotation, molecular function: serine-type endopeptidase inhibitor activity; protein binding. The record is from RefSeq and is a predicted model, not a curated record. Lineage: Eukaryota; Metazoa; Arthropoda; Insecta; Hymenoptera; Halictidae.
GAGACAGAGAGAAGAAACGAGUUCUCGGAUGCAGGAGAAGCGGAAGUUUGAUUCGUUCACGGGUUUUCCUCGACUGGUCUGUCAUCAACUAUAAAAGCAAACGCAAAUCAACCUUCCAACAGUUAAGCUUCUACGUUCGGAUACACAAAGGAGAGACAAAAUAUUGCGGAUAAAUUUGUAGAUACGGUUAAAAGUCGCGAAAUCGAGCAUUAUGUGGAUGCUUUACGUAGCGUUGGUUGCCGCGUUCACUGGAAGCCUGAUCGCGUCUCCACAGAGGUCUUCGGAAGUGGAUGGAUUCGUGUUCGAUGGGCCAAUUUCCGGUGAUAGGACUACGGAGAACGUGGUGACGACUUCAACAACUUCGACACCGAGCACAACCACAACCACGGAUGCACCUGUUUCAACAACGAUGGAUUCCGCAUGCAUCAGUAGAUGUCCGACAACGUUCGAAUAUAAUCCGGUUUGCGGGACCGACAACGUCUUGUAUCCGAAUCCAGGACGGUUGAAUUGCGCGUCGUUGUGCGGUAAAGGUGUGUCGAUACAGCACUUUGGACCCUGCAGGACUGCGAGCUCAAGGGGAUAGUCGUUCCUGGAGCUUUGCUUCGCAAAAAGAUCGCCGGUCGAAUAAAAACCUGAUUUUGAAACGGA